Molecule: messenger RNA, 4066 nt
Organism: Phyllostomus hastatus (greater spear-nosed bat)
Lineage: Eukaryota; Metazoa; Chordata; Mammalia; Chiroptera; Phyllostomidae
Gene: DTL
Product: denticleless E3 ubiquitin protein ligase homolog
Exons: 15
Coding region: 112-2301 (729 amino acids)
Biological process (GO): proteasome-mediated ubiquitin-dependent protein catabolic process; mitotic G2 DNA damage checkpoint signaling
Cellular component (GO): nucleus
Molecular function (GO): protein-macromolecule adaptor activity; protein binding
Source: RefSeq, a predicted model, not a curated record
AGUUGGAGGCUAUAACUAGUCCUCUUCACAAGGACGCAAGCCACCACUUCUGCUGAAGCUGAUAACAUAUCUACGACAUUUUUAUUCAGUUGAGCCUUUUCCCAGGCCCAGAUGCUCUUCAAUUCGGUUCUCCGACAGCCCCAGUUUGGCGUCCCGAGAAAUGGGUGGUCUUCACAAUACCCUCUACAGUCCCUUCUAACUGGUUAUCAGUGCAACUCGAAUGAUGAGCACACUUCUUAUGGAGAAACAGGAGUCCCAGUUCCUCCUUUUGGAUGCACCUUCUCUACUGCUCCCAACAUGAAACAUAUACUAGCAGUUGCCAAUGAAGAAGGAUUUGUUAGAUUGUAUAACACAGAAUCACAAACCUAUAGAAAGAAGUGUGUUAAAGAAUGGAUGGCUCACUGGAAUGCUGUCUUUGACCUGGCUUGGGUCCCAGGUGAACUUAAACUUGUUACAGCAGCAGGUGAUCAAUCAGCCAAAUUUUGGGAUGUAAAGGCUGGUGAGCUGCUUGGAACAUGCAAAGGUCAUCAAUGCAGCCUCAAGUCGGUUGCCUUUUCUAAGUUUGAGAAAGCUGUCUUCUGUACGGGUGGAAGAGAUGGCAACAUUAUGGUCUGGGACACCAGGUGCAACAAAAAAGAUGGAUUUUAUAGGCAAGUGAAUCAAAUCAGUGGUGCUCACAAUACCUUAGACAAGCAAACUCCUUCAAAACCUAAGAAGAAACAGAAUUCAAAAGGACUUGCUCCUUCCGUGGAUUUCCAGCAGAGUGUUACCGUGGUCCUUUUUCAAGAUGAGAAUACAUUAGUCUCUGCAGGAGCCGUGGAUGGGGUAAUUAAAGUAUGGGACUUACGUAAGAAUUAUACUGCUUAUCGACAAGAACCCAUAGCCUCCAAGUCUUUCCUGUACCCAGGUAGCAGCACUCGAAAACUAGGAUACUCAAGUCUAAUUUUGGAUUCCACUGGCUCUACUUUAUUUGCCAACUGCACAGAUGACAACAUCUACAUGUUCAAUAUGACUGGGUUAAAGACUUCUCCAGUGGCUGUCUUCAAUGGACAUCAGAACUCGACCUUUUAUAUUAAAUCCAGUCUUAGUCCAGAUGACCAGUUUUUGGUCAGUGGCUCAAGUGAUGAAGCUGCCUAUAUCUGGAAGGUGUCCACACCCUGGCAUCCUCCAACUGUGCUCCUGGGUCAUUCUCAAGAGGUCACAUCUGUGUGCUGGUGUCCGUCAGAUUUCACAAAGAUUGCUACCUGCUCUGAUGACAAUACACUGAAAAUCUGGCGCUUGAAUAGAGGCUUAGAGGAGAAGUCAGCAGAUAAGCUCUCCAUAGUGGGUUGGGCCUCUCAGAAGAAAAAAGAGGCAAGAGCUGACCUAGGAACAGUGACAAGUGGCCAGAAUACUCCUGCCAAAGCCCCCAGAGUAAAGAUCAGUCCAUCUAGUUCCUCCCCUUCCUCAGCAGCCUGUGCUCCGAGCUGUGCAGGAGACCUCCCUCUUCCUUCCAAUACUCCCACAUUCUCCAUUAAAACCCCUCCUGCCAAGGCCCGGUCUCCCGUUAGCAGAAGAGGCUCCAUCUCCUCUGUCUCUCCCAAGCCACCCUUAUCUUUCAAGAUGUCCAUUAGGAACUGGAUGACCCAAACACCUUCUUCAUCACCACCCAUCACUCCACCUGCUUGUGAGACCAAGAUCAUGUCUCCAAGAAAAGCCCUCAUUCCCGUGAGCCUGAAAUCAUCCCAAGCAGUGGCUUGCUCAGAGUCUAGAAAUAGAGUGAAGAGGAGGCUAGACUCAAGUUGUCUGGAGAAUGUGAAACAAAAGUGUGUGAAGAGUUGCAGCUGUGUGACUGAGCUUGAUGACCCAGUUGAAAAGCUUCAUUUGGAUCUGUGCUGCCUUACUGGCAACCAGGAAGACCUUGGUAAGGACUCUCUAGGUCCUACCAAAUCAAGCAAGAUUGAAGGAGCCAGUAUGAGUGUCUCAGAGCCUCCUUCUCCUGCCAGUCCUUAUGCUUCAGAGGGCUGCGGGACACUAUCUCUUCCUUUGGGAUCUUGUGGAGAAGGGUCUGAAUUGGUAGGCAAAGAGAAUAGCUCCCCAGAGAACAAAAACUGGUUAUUGGCCAUGGCAGCCAAACGGAAGGCUGAGAAUUCAUCACCACGAAGUCCAUCAUCUCAGACCCCCAAUACCAGGAGACAGAGCGGGAAGACUUCUCCAGGCCCGGUCACUAUUACUCCCAGCUCCAUGAGGAAAAUUUGUACAUACUUCCACAGAAAGUCUCAAGAUGACUACUGUAGUCCUGAACAGUCAACAGAAUUAUAGAUCUUAAUCUGAGUAAGUUAACUGAACUUUGGCCCAUUUAAACAAUAUAAAAAUACAACAGAGUGGCUCUAUAAGAAAGCCACCAUUUUUCAUUUUUAGAGACAAUCCUUUCAAACAUUUUCAAUAAGUAGUCGUCGCUUUUUUAAUUAUUCAUAUUCUCUACUAUAAUAACAUACCAGCAUAUAGAGGCAAAAAACAAGACUUGUCUCUUGUUACUCUGAGACUUUCUAUGCACAGUGUGAGGUGCCUGCCGGCCAGAGCAGGAGGCCUGUCUGGGAAGGCCCGCUGCCGAAGACCCCGGAUCUGUGCUGCCUCCAGCAAAUAUACUCGCAUUUAAAAUAUAUACUCUUUCCACUCUAACUCCUUCUGUUUGGUUUUUUUAGUAUGUGUAAAAAUGUGAUGUUCAGAUAAGUACAUUUACGUUGAUUUAGCGUGUGAUUCAAUGAUAAUAGUCCCUUUAGUUAAAAUCAUUUUUACUUUAAAGACAGUCAACUCUGGAAAAAGUAGAACAACACUAGAACCCUUAUUUGUAUUUUUCCCCAAAUAUAUCUCCCACGUGAGAUUUAAGCUCCCCAUAUUUUUGCUAAGCAAUCUGCUAUGUUACCAACUCAACAUCAUGCUCUAUAAGAGGUUGUGAUUUUUGCCAUUUACAAGAGGAGAUGUUUAUAAACUCAGUAACCAUACACUGAAGCUUGGGUUUGAAUUCAGUCCUCAGUUCUCUGGGUGCUGCGACUUUAAAAAAAAUAGUCAUCAGAUUUUAAGAAAAAUUAUUAAUAUCUUAUUGAAAUUUUAUAAAAGAAGAUUGUUCUGAGCUGAAAAUCCAGAACCUCAAAAAUAAAUCUUGGCUUUCACUUGCUUUUUUGGAUUUUCUUUAUAUAUAUAAAAAGCAAUUGCCUGCUAGUAUAGCACUGAGUCAAAAAAUCUUGGAAUUUUUUAUGCUUUUUUUAAUAUAGAGUAUAUAGACUAACUCUAAGUUAUAAUGUGCAAAAUAUCUUGAACAUCCCUUCCCUUAAUCAACAGUUGCAUAUCGAUCAUCUUGAGAUGAACUGUUGUUUUAUAUUUUCCCCCAUUGUAACCUCAUAGCUUCAUAUACUUUCUAUGUGCUGUGUCCUUGGGAGGGAGUGCCCUUGCAAUCAUGAAACUUGAUUCAUUUUAUCUAUAUAUUUGAGGACUGUGUAGACUUUCUUCAUAUUUUUGUGAUACUUUUCAAAUCUGUUCUAAUGAUAACUCUUUAAUUCCUUUGAUUCUUAUAAGUUAAGUUUGUAACAACCAGAGCUGCCAAGGUCAGUUAAGCAGGGUUCUCCUGGUUUUAUCCAAGGAGGAAAAUAAAGGGAAGCCAUAAAAUUACUGUUUUAAAACAGAGCACACCAGUGUUACCUGAAUAUUUAGGAACUCUACAUAUAUUUGGUUUUUGAAUUUUGAGUGUUAGACUGGGGGACGGUGUUAUUUAUGAUGAAUCCUUGCCCAUAAUGCUGUCUAUCUUUCUCUUGAUUUGAAAGCCAGUAGGAAAAUAAUCCUUGAAAAAGGAAAGGAUAUCUAAAGUAGAUGAUUUUGUUCUUUGUAUUCCUGCACAUCUUCUGACAGCUAUACUAAGUGAAAUUGGGGCAAAUGUGGCUGUCAAAAGUUGCUGAGAAUCUGCUGGGUAUAACAUGUCUCUCUUGGAAACUAGUACUUCAAAUGGGUGCCAAAGGUCAAAUGUAAUGAGAUAAUUAUCCCUGUUAUGUGUCAGUGUCAGACUCUGAGCUGAUCCUGAAUAAUAAAGCCU